Saccostrea cuccullata (small rock oyster) is the source of this 1682-nucleotide messenger RNA. RefSeq lists its product as uncharacterized. The coding region runs from base 112 to 1554 and encodes 480 amino acids. The record is from RefSeq and is a predicted model, not a curated record. NCBI's taxonomy places the organism in Eukaryota, Metazoa, Mollusca, Bivalvia, Ostreida, Ostreidae. The transcript has 5 exons.
UGUGAACAAAUUUGUAGAACUCUUAGAGGCAAAUGCACACAGUCAAAUAUUCAAGGUGAAUGUCUACAGUCUCACUUGGUGGAUACGCAAGAUGUUGAAAAUGAAGAAGGAAUGGCAUUUGACAUUCAGGAUAUUAAUGACAGUGUACCAAGUUCACAAGAAACUCUCACAGGGAGUUUAAUUACAGACAUGGAGUUUGAGAUUUCCUCCACGGGUUCCUGUGCCCCAUCCCUACCUUCUUCCCAGGACUGGUAUGAAAAGAACAAAACACCGAGAGAAAAACUAAAUGAAGCUUUGCAGAGACUUUUAGGAGAUCAAUUUCAACCUCUAAAGUCCCAGCUUACAAGACCCUGGUCUGAAUUAGCAAAGUCUGCAAAGUAUUACUACAUCAGCAAAGCUAAAGAAGCUGUAAUGAUAGUUCUGUCCAUCAUUGCCCCAGGACAAGAAGACACCAUUCUCGGCAAAAUCUGUGAAACAUCUGAGAAUGAAAGCAAAGAAAUAGACAAAGCCACAAAACAGUUGAUAGAUGCCUAUCAUGCCACAUCAGACAGAAAAACACAACAGCAGAUCCUGUCAUUGUUUGUAAACAACUUUACAAAGCAAAAGCUUCUUCAGCUUAUACCAUCUCUUACACAGUCCAAAAUUGAUGCAGCUAGAAAACGUGCCUCAGUCAUAGGACCAGGACAAAUGCUGAAUCCACCAAAGAUAUACAGAGUACGUCUGACCAGACCGAAAUUGCUGCAUUUUAUUGAAUAUGUAUCUAUGCCAUCAGUUUCCCAGGUUAUUGGUUUUGGUGCCACACAACUACAUUUGUCAAGUGGAGAAAAGGUGCAGAUUCCAAAGGUCAUCAGAAAUGCUGUGAGUGCCAGAAUCAUUGCAAACUAUCAAGAGUAUUGCAAGGAAUCUGAUUUCCAAACUUUCAGCCGUGCUUCAUUGUACAGAAUCCUCAAAGCCUGUCGAGCAUCAAAAAGGAAAGCAAUGCAUGGACUUGACAACACCACAGCCCUUGGAAUGGAUGCCAUGGAGUCAUUACACAAGGUUGUGACACAACUUGGUGAAUGCGGAUUGGAGACAGAGAAAAAAGAGAAUCUGAUUGACAUGAUCAACAUAUGUAAUCAACAUUUGAAAUUUGAUGCAAAGAAUCAUUUUAGCAGAAGUUCAUCAUGCAGUGAUCACUGUACAAUAUAUGCCCUAAGUGAUCCAGCAGAUACAUGCUUUUCAAGUAAUUGUGACCAUGAACAUUCAGACACUUGCUCCUCUUGUGUUUUGACAGACAAACUUACAGAGUGCAUCAAGGAAGCCACGGAAACAGUUGAAAUACCAUCUGAGGAUUUAAAGGAGGAAAUGCAGCAUGAAAUUGUCAUGACAACAAAAGCUAUCAAGGACUGGAAGGCCCACCUUCUCAGAACUGUUCAUCAAGACUUUGCAAGAUCAGAUGUCUUACAACACCUUGACCCAAACCAAGGACUUCUGAUAAUGGAUUGGGCUAAUGAAAUUCCUUCCUCUCCAGUACAGAGAAACACAGUCAAAUUUCUUUGGAAAAAGGGGAAUUAGUUGGCAUAUAUCCUGUUUAAUUACCCAGAAGAGUGACCCUGAACCAACAGCUAGCACCUUGCCAGACCAUCUCGACAUGAACACCUAUAUCCAUAUCCUUGAGAAUGGAAAUCAAGGUUGGUUUUCUG